CAAGAAAGGCGGCGCGCAGAGAACGGACUGACUGACUGAUCAUCACCGAUCAUUGCGGAGGGAAGCCGCUGUUCAGUGUCUAUAACGAAUCGUGAGGCGGGUCACGUCAAAUGAGCAUAGUGGCAGGAAAGAAGGCACCGGUGCUGCGCUUGCCCGAAAUAUGACCAGCGGUGCGCGCAAGCCCCUGUACAGAGAUUACGGUUUAACGCAGCGGUUGAACACAGCGCAGGAAAGCGAGCAGCAACUCCAGCGCCAAGGCGAAGGCGAGCGCAAACGCGCGCACCGAUGGCGGCUCUCCUUUGCGUGGCUGAUCCUUUUGGCCACGCUGCUGUCUGACCGGCUGCACUUCUGCGCCGAGGCCAAGCUCACCGGUAGCCUACAGGAGGACGCAGUUUCUCCCGGGAACUCGACGUGGAGAGCGGAUACGUGCCGCGCUAACGGCGUGUCCCGGAGCUGCUUCACCUUGUCGGACGCGGACCUGCUGUGCGCAGCCCUCUUUACUCCGGAGCUCAACCCCAGCGACCUGUACCUGUCCUUCUGCAGCGCGUACUCGCUUAUGGAUCUCCUGUACGGCUCGUCCAGCCCGGACCACUUGAACUGCAGCGUGGACGCUCUGGCGAGCGGAGAUUUGUUCCAUUGCAGCCUGUGCGUGCAGGCGUACCAGCGCUAUGAUCUGCACGCGCACGAGAAAUAUGAGGAGUUCGAGAGCAUGGCCGCGCGCUACGAGACCGACGAGUACUCGGUGCGAACCUGCAUGGAUGAGUGCAAGAUGGUGUACAAGCCCUGGCUGUGUGCUCAGUACUUUCAGAGCAAUCAAUCCAGCUGCAGCCGCAAGAUCCCUUGCGAGCAUUACUGUCUCAAGGUCCAGCAGAGGUGUCCCUUCAUAUUGCCUGACAAUGACGACCUUAUACACGGUGGCACACCAAGUUUUAUAUGUACAGGGCUUUCAGAAAGCAUGCAGAACACCAACCAGGAGCCACAGUGCUGUGAUGUUCGGUGGGAGCUGAAAUUUAAUGAACGUUCACAUGACGCUUACAAAAGGACUCAUCCCUCCUGCCAGCACAUGUCUGCCACCACCUCGGGAGCACCGAGGCUGAGUCAGGGCAGACUGAAGCUCUGCCUGCUGGUCCUCGUCCUCCUGCAAACGAUGGCAACCAUGACGGCCGUCCAAAACUCCACCUGUCUGGCCGCCAUCUUUACGCUGGAGGACAACGCCCCCAGGGAGGAGUGA
Molecule: messenger RNA, 1231 nt
Organism: Trichomycterus rosablanca
Lineage: Eukaryota; Metazoa; Chordata; Actinopteri; Siluriformes; Trichomycteridae
Gene: nalf1a
Product: NALCN channel auxiliary factor 1a
Exons: 3
Coding region: 161-1231 (356 amino acids)
Biological process (GO): calcium ion import across plasma membrane
Cellular component (GO): plasma membrane
Molecular function (GO): stretch-activated, monoatomic cation-selective, calcium channel activity
Source: RefSeq, a predicted model, not a curated record